Molecule: messenger RNA, 1468 nt
Organism: Lasiosphaeria miniovina
Lineage: Eukaryota; Fungi; Ascomycota; Sordariomycetes; Sordariales; Lasiosphaeriaceae
Exons: 1
Coding region: 124-1167 (347 amino acids)
Molecular function (GO): protein dimerization activity
Source: RefSeq, a predicted model, not a curated record
AAGGAUGGUUAACCACCCAUUUUGCUUGGCUUCUCUUGCUCUGCAUUUGCAUCACGCCACCUUACUGUCACACCAGAGACAUGCUUGUAUCGACAUCAACCACUGACACGGGCCCUCCUCCAGAUGGAAACGUAUCCCAUGACCGCAACAUACGACUAUUCGAGCGCUGCUGAGAUCGACUACAUGCGCUGUCAUGCCCUGAAUAACCGCUUUCCAGGGUCCCUCUCGUCUCGUCCCUAUAUCGACGACACAACCUUUGGCGACACACUGUGCGGCAACGGCCCUCUGCCUCCAACACCGUUCGCCGAGGAGGACACUAGUCACCAAGGUACAACAGCCAACAGGCCGGGCUGGCCAAACCAAAGCAGCUCCGACGAAAACUCAUUGUUUACCCCCAUGGGCAACUUUUCAGGGGCUGGCUAUGAGUUCCCUACUGCCAAUGCAGCUGAACUUCAGCGGCCCGCCUACAACAACUACGACUACGAUCUCCCUCCCCCUGUAUCUGACAACGUAUCCCCUGGAAUGGACAUGGGAUACGCCGCAGUCAUGAGCGCCGCUGUCUCGCCAGUGCCUCCCCAAACCCUGAAGAUGCCAUGGUCCGGCACGCCGCCCCCAUCAUCAGGGCCCAGCAACAAAAGAUCCACGCCGCCCUCCGUCAAGACCGAGAACAGUGCCGGGCCCGAGAACCCCCAUUCGAUCAGGACAGAAACCAGUCAAGGCGGCAAGCGCGGCGGCAUCCAGUCGCGCCCAUCACCACCUCGCAUUACGAAACCCCGGGCCGCCCCGCCAUCUCUGCCCUCGUCGCCAGCAUCAGCCACGUCGGUCCAGCAAAACAGCCACCAAUGCCGCCCAGAGGAGAGCGCGCGCAAGAGCCACAACCUGGUCGAGAAGCAGUAUCGCAACCGCCUCAACGCGCGCUUCGAGCGCCUGCUGAACGUGCUCCUCGCCGCUGACCAGCAGCAGUGGGCUGGCAGUGGUACCGACGACGCAGCGCCCGACGAGAAACGCAUGACCAAGGCCGACGUGCUCGAGCUCGCGACGCGCCACAUCAAGACGCUCAAGCGUGAGAACAGCUGCCUCCGCCGCGAGAGCCAGGAGUGCUUCCGUAGGAUCGGUGUCAGGGAUGCUGCUGCUGCUGCUACUAUGAUAUCCCCGCGGAGGAUCUAAUUAGAUCUGGAGCUAGGGCCCAGCGGGGAGGGUCCGGCGGGGCGUGGGAUUCUCACACACGCAUUUCUUUUUUGCCAUUUAUCGCGCACGAGGUUUUCUUGGAUAUCUAUUGCACACGAAGGCUCAGACCAAAAAAAAAGGGGGGGGUCACCCUCCACAGUAGGCAGGGUUUGAGAUUGUACGGUUCAAGUUGGUUCACUAGGUGCCGUGCCGGCCCCUACGGAUCAGCUCAAGCUCAUUGGACCCCCUGUAAUAGCCCUGAAGGCCGUUAUCUCCUUACAUUGUGAGAGGUUGGCUUGUU